UUACCGACUUCAUGGAUGCCGCCGAGCGUUGUGCUCUUGCCUACAUUGCACAGCCCUCGGACUCUACACUGCUGGCUUUUCUCGCCCUUCCAAAGGUCGGCCUCACCCAGGCGCUCGCUCCAGAACAGCCCCUCAGGCCGUCAACCUUCCUUCAGCAGUUCCCGCAUAUCCCCUGGCCAGAACAGCCACCCGCUCGCCGUCCUCCCAGCAAUAUUCGUCCUGACACCACCAAACAAGUCAUCAAACUCGUUGAGAAUGGGCGCCUAGGUGCGGCAGAGAGGGUGUUGGAGGAGGAUGCUUCAGUAGCCGAACUCGAUCAAGGGGUCAUCGACCAGCUCAUCACCAAGCACCCCAAAGGGCCGUCUUGUCCAUUCGGCAAUGCAGUGGGUCCAACUCCUGGUAAAGCUCCCGACAUCGACACCAUCCAAAAGGCCCUCGACUCCUUCAACCCCGACACAGCACCUGGCGUUAGUGGCUGGUCGGUCCCUCUCUUGAAGACGGCCGCCAAGAGGGAGCCGGUCAAGCAGUUUCUCCAACUCCUCUGCGCCGCCAUCGCCAACAACACCGCCCCUGGUCGCUCUAUGCUCCGCACUUCUCGUCUCAUCCCCUUGAAGAAGGACGAUGGCUCUAUCCGACCUAUCGCUGUUGGUGAACUUAUCUAUCGGCUGUGUGCGAAAGCUCUCAUCAUCUCGCAUUUCCAACCCGACUUCCUCCUCCCGUUCCAGCUCGGGGUCAAGUCAAUCGGUGGUGUAGAGCCGAUCGUGAGGCUGACAGAGAGAGUCUUGGAGGGUUCUGCCGGCGCUGAGUUCUCCUUUUUAGCCUCGCUCGAUGCUUCUAACGCUUUCAACCGUGUAGAUAGGGCCGAGAUGGCAGCUGCGGUCAAGACCCAUGCGCCGACGCUUUGGAGGACUUGCAAAUGGGCCUAUGGCGACUCGUCCGACCUUGUGUGUGGCGACAAAAUCCUUCAAUCCUCUCAAGGUGUUCGACAGGGUGACCCCUUUGGCCCUCUCUUCUUCUCAAUCACCCUCCGACCAACCUUGCACGCCCUCAGUCAAUCGCUAGGUCCGUCUACGCAAGCGCUCGCUUAUCUCGAUGACAUCUACCUCUUCUCAAACGACUCGCAAGUCCUCAGCAAAACUACCCAAUUCCUCGCCGACAAGCAGCACAUCAUCAAGCUCAACGAAAAGAAAUGCAAGUUAAUCAGCUUCGAUGAGAUCAGGCAGGAGGGCUUCAAGAUGCUAGGGACGAUGGUAGGUGGUAAGGAGAAGCGGGCGGAGUUUCUGGAAGGCAGGAUUCGGAAGGAAAUGGCAAAGGUGGGCAAGCUCAAGGAUCUUCCACAUCAACACGCGCUCCUUCUAUUACGCUUCUGCAUUCAGCAAAAUCUACGACACCUGCAGAGAAGCCUACGCUCCGACGACCUUGUAGAUCUAUGGGAAAGACUGGACACGAUGCUGUGGGAGGAGGUGAAAAGGAUGAGGAUGAGGCAGCGAGAGGAUACGGUGGAAGAGGAGGCUCUAGGGAGAUCGUUGACGAAGCUACCAGCGCGACUGGGCGGACUAGGUCUACUUUCCUUCAAAGAUGUAGCCCCCCUUGCUUACCGCUCGGCAGCCGAGGCCUCCGACACUCUCCUCGAUAACCUAGGUCUCCUUUCUUCGCCAGAGGAACCUCCAACUCCGAUCCCCCAACGAACUCGAUGCGCAGAACUCUGGGAAUCGCAACAGGAAGCCAUCCUACAUAAUCUCGGCGACACUGAACGCAAGCGACUCACCGAGAAUGCCUCCAGACUCGGCCGAAGUUGGUUAUCAGUUAUCCCUUACCUUCAACCCCUGCGCCUUUCCAAUGUCGAGAUUGCCUCUGGUCUCCAUGACCGCACCCUGGUCGGCUCCUCGAUCCCUGUCUGUCGCUUCUGUGGGUCGGACUCACCUUUGGGUCACGACGAGCUUUGCCGCGCCCGCAACCCCUGGACCCAGCGCCGGCACAAUGCCAUCAACCGCGUCAUCUAUCAACACCUCAAACAAAUCCAAGGUGCCACGGUUGAGAUUGAGCCCCACACGCUGUCGGGACAAAGGAGAAACGACCUUCGGGUCAGAGGUUCCAGCGCUCUGGCCUUCACUGACUACGACCUGAAGGUUUACUCCCUCGGGGACCGAGACGCGAGGAGCACAGCCACCCCCAGCACCCCCAACAGCAAACUGGCCGGCUUCUGCUUGGACCGGUGCGUGAACUGGCUCGACAAGGUGGGUCAGGUCGUCUCGAAGAACGCUCCGAAAGUCACUGGUGGGGUCUUUAAACCGAUCAUCCUUUCCACUGGUGGCCUGAUGAGCAGGAGCACAGCAGACGAAUGGAAGGAGUGGAGGGAGGCGAUGCCGGUGGGGGGGUUCGAGAAAAUGGAGAAACGGAUUGGCUCGCCCUUGACUUCAUUAUCCCGCGCCUCUGCUUCCGACUCACCUUUAUCUUCGCUCGUCUCAUCACAUCAAACACUCCCCGAAAAUUCAAAUUCCCCUCGUGACGAUCCCAUUGCAUACGGCGGCCACCCUAAAAACAAAGACCGACCAUAUCCUCUCUCUCUCGUCCCCUUCGACCUCAGCGAACCUUAUGAGGCCUCUGAAUACCUCACUAUCCGCUCCUACGAUGAGACAUGCCGAUUUGACUAUCUGGGCCAACCAUGGGCCAAUGAGUACAGGGACGGGAUGAUCGAGGACGAGCAGAUGUUCGAUGACAGUGUUUUUCGUCGCUAUCUUGAUCGGUUCAUCCAAGAGAACUACAACCACAUAACGAGGGCUACCGAUUUCUUUCAUCAGUCAAAUUUGAAAUCGGUCUUCUACAGCAGAAAGGACAAAGAGUGGGAGAAGCUAGAUCUGGUGGAUGCAUACAGACGACAGACGGGAAAAGUCCUUGGAGUCCAUUCUUCUUCACAAGACAGUCUCAGAUCAAGAAAUGAUGGUGCCACUACUCCUGACGCCUCUCUUAUCGGCGUUGUCAAAGAUCUCAGCUGCUCAUCGGGCUGGAAACGAACGCUUUAUGCGGUCAUCGAAUUGAAGUGGAUGAAACUAGCGACUUUUCUUAUCGGCGAGGCUAAAAGACAAACCGACGAGAAAGCUCUCAUUUACCUCUGCCAGGAAGGCGUGUUUCAGACUAUGUGGUAUAUCAUCUUGGGCUACGCCAUCUCGGGUUGUAUUUUCGGUCUCUCUAUAGUCAAUGAAUACUUUUAUCGGGUUGUGUAUCUCUAUCGAGACUCGACCCCAGACAUUCCCGUACUUGCCCUAGAGGCAGAUAAUGGUUACUCUGUCGAGGAACUCGCAGAGCUGCAAGACUUUUGGUCGUCGCCUCCCAAUUGUCUGAUCAGCGACCGUGCCAACGCCAUUUUGAAUAAAGAGGCAAGGUAUCACCUCGAUGCGACCAUCCUCUUGUUUCUUGCCCAUGCAGCGGCACUUCCAGCGCAACGCUUCCUCAACGACCUGCCCCUCCCUUUUGCUCAUCGUGUUCCUGUUGAUGCGACCGCUCAUUCAGCCGCCGACAUGAGUUUGAAAGGAUUAGAGGCUGGGAGCAGGCGACACAGUCUUCAUUCGACCAAGAGGAACAAGCGCACAUCGGCGACUUUGCAUGAUGAAGAGAAAGGUGAAGAGGACAAGCCGGGGGACGACAAGCCGCCUGGCAAGGAUAAUGAUGGCUCGCAAGGCGGAAACUCCGGCCCUGGGGCCGAUAACUCACGAGGCGGAGGGUCUGGUUCAGCCGGAGGGUCUCGUCCUGGCGGUAGGGGUGCAGGCGGAGGCUCCUCUUCUCGUCGUGCUGAGGCGUUUGACACUCGAACGUCCACUGCACCGCAAGAGUUCAGGGGGGGCCUGGAGAGGCUAUCCGCUCCUAAGGAAAUGUUGGACAUGAAGACGUCCAUCAUGACCUCCCACCUCUCCAAUGACCGUGCCAGAUGCUCUAGGGCUCCCUCCUCUGUCGACAGUGACUCCUCUGGACAGUCAGACUCGUCGUUUGACACGUCCUUCGACUCCAAUAAGGGAGCUCUUAUCCUUGACGAUCUCCCCGACGACCCCCCCCAAAUAGUCAACAAGUCCGACCCUGUCGAUAUCGACCUUGAAGAUAUCGACCCAGAGUCGGGCGAGCUUACGUUGGCGGCUUUUAAGGGCCGCCUAGCGAUGCUCGGGGUACGGGUGAAGUUGGUGACUCGGGAGCAGAUGGACGUCUUGUUGUCCCGGGGAUGA
Molecule: messenger RNA, 4214 nt
Organism: Cryptococcus deneoformans JEC21
Lineage: Eukaryota; Fungi; Basidiomycota; Tremellomycetes; Tremellales; Cryptococcaceae
Exons: 5
Coding region: 12-4214 (1400 amino acids)
Source: RefSeq, a predicted model, not a curated record